AUGAGCAGCACAGAACCCCCUGCUGCGCCCGCGAAGGUCGUCGUCGACUGCAAGGAGGUCGGCGUCACCAUCGACUUGCAUAGCCCACCAACGGCAUCGAACUUCCUCGCGUAUAACCGCGUUUGCGCAACGCUGGACAGCGACUACCUCAUGCAGCCCAUCAACGAAGCGCAGUACGACAGCGAGACGCAGGCGUGCGUGGACCGCCUCUCCAACGGGCCGACUUCGUUCUAUGAUCACUACGUCCGCAAGCCAACGCGCAAACGCGGUCUGGCCGUUGGGUGCGAGAGCCCCAUGGACCACGUGGGCGUGAACGAGGACUUUUUGAUGCCACCGGCCCAACGGGACUUGCCCGCCGCAUGUGCGCAAGCUGGCGCUUUUAGUGACCCGUUGACGCGCAGACUUGCGACUGGCCGAAUGCCGCCGCGUGACUGA
This is a messenger RNA of Leishmania mexicana MHOM/GT/2001/U1103, 435 nucleotides long. RefSeq lists its product as hypothetical. Lineage: Eukaryota; Euglenozoa; Kinetoplastea; Trypanosomatida; Trypanosomatidae. The transcript has a single exon. The record is from RefSeq and is a predicted model, not a curated record. Bases 1 to 435 code for a protein of 144 amino acids.